UAAAAUAAGCCAAUCACCUGAAAGAAGUUCUUCACGUGACCAAAUAAACAGUAUAGCCAAUCAGGUUCAUGAGUGUUACGAGACGUCUACGCGGAAAAAGCAAAUAUCGAAAGCACUGUGUUGAGCAGUUGAAGCUGAAGACUGAAUUAGGAAAGACUUGAUGGAAAACCCAUGUGAAUCCCAGCGUGUUGCUGGCACCAGCCAGACAGGACCUGCAGAAUGUGUAGAAGAGGCUCCCUCUAGUGGUUCUGCCAGACCAGGAGCCACUCAAAAAAGGAAAAGGAACUCAACAUCCAAAGAGACUGGUAAGAGGGCAAAGGUGAAAGGAAAGUCUGAGCCAGCACCCAAAGGGAAGAAGAAGAAAGCGCGCAAGACCGCCAAGUGGAACGCUCCGAGAUACACUAUCCAAGAAACCGACAAUGACAUGCUGCUGCUCAUCUCUGACGUGGACCAGUAUGAAGUGCAGAGGAGGACUAAGAGGAGAGCCAGGAAAGUGACAAAAACAGCCCCCAGGAGCAGUACCAAGCGUGCCACAGCUCCAAAAACAACUGUGAAGGCAGAAAGGAAGCGGGACAGUCCGCCCUCUGCAGGCUUGGUGGGAGUGAAACUGGAGGAACAGGCAUAUGGAAGCUGGGGAUUAAGACUUCCAGCUGAGAUCCUGGUGAGGAUUUUCCAGGUGGUGAUCAGUCGAGAUGGGGCUGUACCCUUUUUGUGCAGGGUCUCUCGGGUGUGCCGGCUGUGGCACGGUGCUGCCUCCAGCCCCGUUCUGUGGCGCAGCACAACACUUGGUUUCUGCUGGACUGAACCAGGCAAGCAGCAGUUGCUAAAAACACAAGUGAAGAUCCAGAACACUGUGAGCUGGCUGGCCCAGAACAGGUUUUCUCAACUCAGAGAGUUUGCCCUAUGCCACUGGAAGCAUCUUGUGAACUAUACUGUACAGACAAUUUCUCAGUUCUGCCCGCAUCUCACUUCGCUCAAACUGCAGGACUGUGCAGGUGUGACAUCAGAGGCUUUUCUGAGCCUUGCCAGUGGCUGCACCCAGCUGGCAAGCCUGAAUCUGCAGCAUUCACAGGUGCAUGUUCCAGACCUGAUAUCUUUUUUGGAAACGUACGGCAGUCGCAUCAAGCAGCUUCUCAUCACCUUUAACAGCAGAGUAAUGGCAUUGAUUAAUGCAAUUUCAAAAGGAUGCUGUCCUGAACUACAGCUGCUGGAGAUAGACAAUAAAUUUGUAAGAGACUCUCAUCAGCUUACACUCUGCAUAGAAACACUACAAACUGGCUGUCCAAAACUGCAGGUCCUCCGUCUCUUGAAUCAGACCUGGUUGCCCAAGGUGGUCCGCGGGGCUACUGUCUUCCAGUCAGGGUUUCCCCAGCUUGAAGAGCUGUGCCUGGCCACUUCCUCCUCCUCGUCUGUGGAAGAGCAGGUUCUGCACAGGCUGCUCCAUGGCUCUCCCCGCCUGCGAGUCCUGGACCUGCGAGGCUGUUACCGGGUCACCCCUGCGGGCCUCGCCACGCUGCCCUGCAAAGAGCUGGAAUGUCUGUAUUUGGGGCUCUAUUGCAGCAGCAACAACCUGACAUUGCCUAAGGAAGGGAGCCACCUGCUGACAGGGAGGUGGAACUGCACCCUGCUGGAGCUGGAUCUCAGAGGCCAGGCCUUCUCUGAGGAGGACCUGGAGAUUGCCAUGGCAAAGCUGACAGGGGGGGAAGGCAGCAGCCCACUGCGCUCUCUUAACCUAGAAGGGACCAAGGUUCCCCUCAGUGCACUCAGACUGGUUAUCACCCUGUGCCCUCAGCUCACAUACCUCAACCUAACAUCCUGCCGAUAUCUUCCCCGUGGGCUGAAAAGGGUCUAUCGAGGACAGGAAGACAUCCAGCUGCUCUAUGACAGGCUGAUGAAAAGCACACAGGUAGAUGUGGAUGACUGAGUGAUCUGCAUUGAGGACAGUGGCAGGCAGUGACCCAUUCAUCCUGAAGUAUGAAGAACUGAAGGAGGUCAUUUAGGUGUAACAGCUGAUGCAGCACGACGUUGGCUGGGCUUGAGGCUCGGGUGAACCCUCCUUCCAAGACUCCUGUUAUCAAACUACUGGAUUCUUUGCUUUAAUUAAAUAAUUGGACGUUGACUAGGUGAUUAGUUCAACAUUUGGUAGAUUACAAAUAUCAGUCCUGAGAAAACAAGAGCUAUGUGGAUAUUCAGUAAGAAAAAAAAUUGUAAAAUCUGUUUGAACUUUGAGGACAAUGAGACUGUAUAGCCAGAACGUUUGUUAUUGAAUUUUGUUUCCCUCGGUGUUACUAUAAUUUGAAAGGAAAUAAGAAGUAAAUCAAUAAAAAAUUGAAAA
Molecule: messenger RNA, 2335 nt
Organism: Acipenser ruthenus (sterlet)
Lineage: Eukaryota; Metazoa; Chordata; Actinopteri; Acipenseriformes; Acipenseridae
Gene: fbxl6
Product: F-box and leucine-rich repeat protein 6
Exons: 10
Coding region: 161-1924 (587 amino acids)
Biological process (GO): SCF-dependent proteasomal ubiquitin-dependent protein catabolic process
Cellular component (GO): SCF ubiquitin ligase complex
Molecular function (GO): protein binding
Source: RefSeq, a predicted model, not a curated record